Messenger RNA from Ochotona curzoniae (black-lipped pika), 3907 nucleotides. It is a transcript of the gene MAP2K4, whose product is annotated as mitogen-activated protein kinase kinase 4. Gene Ontology annotation, molecular function: ATP binding; JUN kinase kinase activity. The record is from RefSeq and is a predicted model, not a curated record. NCBI's taxonomy places the organism in Eukaryota, Metazoa, Chordata, Mammalia, Lagomorpha, Ochotonidae. Gene Ontology annotation, biological process: protein phosphorylation; MAPK cascade. Bases 119 to 1354 code for a protein of 411 amino acids. The transcript has 12 exons.
GGGGGCGUGCCGGAGGCGGGACCAAGGCGGGCAGCCCGCCGCGCCCCUCGGCCCUGCGAGAGGCCGAGCUUGCUGCAUUGCAGCCGCCGCGGCGCCGCUCGGCUCCUGACUUCCAACAAUGGCGGCUCCGAGCCCGAGCGGCGGCGGCGGCGGCUCCGGGGGCGGCAGCGGCAGCGGCACCCCGGGCCCCGUCGGCUCUCCGGCGCCGGGCCACCCGGCCGUCAGCAGCAUGCAGGGCUUCCAGAUAAACUUCUGUGAAAUGGCACAAAGUAAACGCAAAGCACUGAAGUUGAAUUUUGCAAAUCCACCUUUCAAAUCUACAGCGAGGUUUACUCUGAAUCCCAAUCCUACAGGAGUUCAGAACCCACACAUAGAGAGACUGAGAACACACAGCAUUGAGUCAUCAGGAAAACUGAAGAUCUCCCCCGAACAACACUGGGAUUUCACUGCCGAGGACUUGAAAGACCUUGGAGAGAUUGGACGAGGAGCUUAUGGUUCUGUCAACAAAAUGGUCCACAAACCAAGUGGGCAGAUAAUGGCAGUUAAAAGAAUUCGGUCAACAGUGGAUGAAAAAGAACAAAAGCAACUUCUUAUGGAUUUGGAUGUAGUAAUGCGGAGUAGUGAUUGCCCAUACAUUGUUCAGUUUUAUGGUGCACUCUUCAGAGAGGGUGACUGUUGGAUCUGCAUGGAACUCAUGUCUACCUCGUUUGAUAAGUUUUACAAAUAUGUAUAUAGUGUAUUAGAUGAUGUUAUUCCAGAAGAAAUUUUAGGCAAAAUCACUUUAGCAACUGUGAAAGCACUAAACCACUUAAAAGAAAACUUGAAAAUCAUUCACAGAGAUAUCAAACCUUCCAAUAUUCUUCUGGAUAGAAGCGGAAACAUCAAGCUCUGUGACUUUGGCAUCAGCGGACAGCUUGUGGACUCCAUUGCCAAGACGAGAGAUGCUGGCUGUAGGCCUUACAUGGCACCUGAAAGAAUAGACCCGAGCGCGUCGCGACAAGGAUAUGAUGUCCGCUCUGAUGUCUGGAGUUUGGGGAUCACGUUGUACGAGUUGGCCACAGGCCGAUUUCCUUAUCCAAAGUGGAAUAGUGUGUUUGAUCAGCUAACACAAGUCGUGAAAGGAGAUCCCCCACAGCUGAGUAAUUCUGAGGAAAGGGAAUUCUCCCCGAGUUUCAUCAACUUUGUCAACUUGUGCCUUACGAAGGAUGAAUCCAAAAGGCCAAAGUAUAAGGAACUUCUGAAACAUCCCUUUAUUUUGAUGUAUGAGGAACGUACCGUUGAGGUCGCAUGCUACGUUUGUAAAAUCCUGGAUCAAAUGCCAGCCACUCCCAGCUCUCCCAUGUACGUCGAUUGAUAUCGCUGCUACAUCAGACUCUAGAGAAAAAGGGCUGAGGAAGCAAGACGUAAAAGAGUUUUCAUCCCGUAUCACAGUGUUUUUAUUGCUCGCCUAGACACCAUGUGCAAUAAGAUUGGUGUUCAUUUCCAUCAUGUCUGUGUGCUCUGUCACCUAGAACGUGCGUCCCUGUAAUACCUGAUUGGUCACACAGUGUUAGUGCUGGUCAGAGAGACCUCAUCCUGCUCUUCUGUGAUGAACAGAACUCAUAUGAAACGUGGAAGUCCAUACGAUCAAGUCGCUGGCCGUGAUGAGAUCACACCUUUAAAAAAAAAAAUUCAUUUCUAGACUCGAGAGCUGGAGACGCAGCUACUGGAAUGUUGUUUUUUGUCAGACUUCCAACUCCUGGCAGGACACGACGAUGGAUGUAUUAGGUAUGAACGUCAGGACUCGGGCUGGAGUGAGAAGACCUGGCGUAGCCAAUGAGACGCAUUGCCUUCUGGAGCUGGGAGACAAAGGAGGAGUUGGCCUUCUUCACCAAGUGCAAUAGAUGUACUGAUGUGACAUUCUGUUGCUUUACACUCACCAGUCGACGUGUGGGGCUCGAUGUGCUCAGCCAAAUUUCCCGUUCAGAAUAUCAUGUUAAAUUAGAAUGCAUUCAUCUUUACCAAAAAAAAAAAUCAUGUUGCAUUCAAAGAGGUGAACAUUAAAAUAUUGAGACAGGACAGAAUGUGGUUUUUUUGGUUUUGUUUUGGGUUUUUUGUUUUUGUUUUUUUAAUCUCCUUUGACCAGUCCUUCUGCUUUGUUUUUGGGAAGAUUCAGGGAGUCUGCCACUUGUCAAAGAAGGUGCUGAUCCUAAGAGGCUUUUUUUUUUUUUCACUCUCUGAAUUCAGUGUACUGCCAACUUGAUGCCCUACCUACCACAACCCACCAGGACUGAAAGAAAAAAAAAAAUAACGGAGGGCAACGUUUACAGGUGUUUUCAAUUCUAAUACCAUAUCCGGAACGCCUUGUAGCAGCUACAUACGCUUGCCCUUGGUUGCAGACCUGUUAGCAUUAGCUAUUCUAACUCACCAACAGGGAGAAGGAGCCAGGAGCGAUGUGCCUUGAUUGAAGAGGUUCUCAUAGGCAGCAAAGACCAAAUCUCAUUGUUUGCUUCUUGCCAUCACUGGCCCAGGUUAUUUAGUUUAUGAUUCUCUUUCCCCUUUCCUGUGGCCUGUUAUUGCCGCUGUGUGUGAUUUUUUGCUUAGUCCAAAAUAUUUAGCCUUUUUUUCCCUCCUUCUUCUGUAUCAAAAAAAAAAAAAAAACUCUUUCUAAUGACCAGGGAUGUUCCUGAUCAAGGAAGUUUGAGCCCCGAGAUCUCUCUUAGCCUCUACUAUCUGAAAGGCUGAGAACAUGGGCUGCCCUGUUGAUGUGGGAGGUGAUGAGGAGGCCUCUGUGUCUGAGACGUUGUGUUGAUCGGGUGGGGAUCUGAAAUGGCAGUCCUUUAGGUAAGUUCCUCACCUGCUCCAGUUUCUAGUCAUUUCACUGUCACUUCUGAGUAUGGGAAUUUACCAAGACAUGUACCCCAAGGAGUUAAAGGCAGCCAUUUAAAGGUGUGCAUCUUCGCUUCCCUGCAAGCCAGCGUCUCACUGGGUUUUGCCCAGGUCUCCCUGGCACUGAGCAUUGCGCUUUGUCUAGCAGUUGGGCAGCAGUGCGAGUGGUUCAAGCACACUGGAAUUCAGGACAGCCAUGGCGAUGCCAGUGCAGAACCAGAUUGUGGCAGGUACUGCUGUGUGUCCUCCCAGAGCGACAGUCCUACAGACUAUCCAACAACAAAGGGAGAAUGGUGCUGUUUAAAAGUCACAUCCCUGUAAGUUGUAGAAUACAAACGAUUUCUCUGUCCGAUCCACCUGCCUGAUCUCCUUCUCUCCCCCGCCCCCCGGCUCCCCAAAGCUUAGACUUCCCAGUGUUCUGGAAGGGGGGCAUCGUUCUGUGUCUUCCUGCCACCGCACCGAGCCAUCACCCUCUAUUGCUCCCAGGGACCCAAGAGGAAUUGGUUUCUCUGCUGUCAACUUCCUGUCUGGCUCAGCCUAGGGUCACUUUGCCAUUAUGCAAAUGGAGCUGAAAGCAAUUCUGACUGUCCAGGAGCUAAUCUGACCGUUGUGUUGUGUGGAUGACCACAUAAAAAAGCAAUUUUAGUGUAUUAAUCAUAGAUUAUUAUAAACUAUCAAUUUAAGGGCAAGGAAUUUAUUACAGUGUAUCUUUAUUAAAAACAAAAGGGUGUAUAGUGUUCACAAACUGUGAAAAUAGUGUAAGAACUGUACAUUGUGAGCUCUGGUUAUUUUUCUCUUGUACCAUAAAAAAAUGUAUAAAAAAAUUAUCCAAAAGCUAAUGUGCAGGGAUAUUGCCUUAUUUGUCUGUAAAAAUGGAGCUCAGUAACAUAACUGCUUCUUGGAGCUUUGGAAUAUUUUAUCCUGUAUUCUUGUUUGAAUUCCUCCUCUAUUUAAGAUAUAUACAUGAAAUCAAAGUGUUUAUGUAAUAGUUCUAUCCUUCUGCCUGCAGGUCAGUUGUAAUAAAUCUAGGAUGUGAUGA